This is a messenger RNA of Bacillus rossius redtenbacheri, 5508 nucleotides long. Its product is annotated as zinc finger protein 431-like. Gene Ontology annotation, molecular function: RNA binding. The coding region runs from base 355 to 2532 and encodes 725 amino acids. NCBI's taxonomy places the organism in Eukaryota, Metazoa, Arthropoda, Insecta, Phasmatodea, Bacillidae. The record is from RefSeq and is a predicted model, not a curated record. The transcript has 8 exons. Gene Ontology annotation, cellular component: cytoplasm.
CGUAAUGCUUGACGCUGUAUUUUUUGAUGAUUUUCUUGUUUAGUUCAUUUGUACUGAUCACUGACUUACUUUGAAUCUACUGUAGAAUCGAACUACUUAUGGUAGAUGUUUUAUUGAAAAAAUAAUUUUUACGAAAUAAUUGUGUAAUCUGAAUAGUGUUCUUCACACGUUCUUGACUGUUGACUAAAUAAUCUGGCGGCAGGUAGUGGGGUGAUGUCCUAAGUCUGCCAUGUAGAUUGAUAUUUUUUACGAGUGUUUGUAUUUAGUAGUAUCGGUAUAUGUCGAACCUGAUGUUUAAUUAAUGUUUUACACUCGCAAGACUGGCGUCAUCGUUGUGUGCGUUUAACUAUUGAUAUGGAAAUAAAUAAAGAAACGGAGAUAACCGAGCCAUUUCCUCAUGCUGUAGCUGCCUUGGAAGGCAAAAUUAAAAGCUUACAGCAAUUGAAGAAGAGUACGGAGUCGCUGAAGAAGGCGCAGAGGAGCGGCCACAGCCUGGACUCGGAGCAGCGGUCGCUGGUGGCCCGGCUGGAGGAGGUGCAGUGCUCGCUGAAGAACCUGCUGCAUGUGCAGAGGCAGUUCGCGAACAUCGCGCGGGACUCGGCGAGCGAGCGCCGGCAGCGAGCCCUCAGGACGGAGCUGGAGCGCACUCGGCAGGACAUCACGCGCAUCAAGGAGAUCCUGCUGGUGCAGGAUGUCCUUGAGAACAUGCGAAAAGAAGAAGUGCGGAAGGAUUUUUUGUGCGGUCAAAAUGGAGCCGUGAGACUUUCAGAAGAAGCACUCGACAAUUUGGAUGAUUUUUAUGUUGAGAUUUCCCUUGUACGAGGCACUGCAGAUGAAUUUCCAGCAUUUCAGGAUCAGCUCCAGCAGAGCGCUGAGCACUUGCUGGCGCUGGUGGAUGGCAGGGAGGCGGAGAUCAUUGGGACCACCUACGCCAAGCUGAAGGGAGUCAUCACAGCCAUAUGCAUGUCUGGUUACUUCGACUAUCUGGCCAAGGAGACCAGUUUGUAUUCAGGCGCUGCUCAGAGCAGAGGGGCGGGGGAGAAGGGCUGCGGCGAGGACGACGCAGAGAUGGCAGACCGGUGCAUCGCGUCGAGCCAGGCUGUUGCGCGAGAUAAUGUAAAAGCAUGUAAUGGCUUUAAAAGAUCUCCUCAAGAAGUGGUUUCUUCCUCAACUGAGGAGGAAAUAGCAAAAGAGUUGCCCUCAAGUGUUGCGGGAAGACAGAAUGGUUCUAUGUUACCGCAAGUGAGAAAAAGCACUCGUGUGAAAGUGGCUUCUCGAAGAUUAUCUGGAUUUUUUUUGGAAAGCUGGGUGCCGGUAACAGACAAAGACACAGAGUCGGAAGAAAGGCCUCUAUGUUGUUCAGUGUGUAAAGCCGUUUUCCCCAGUCAGCGUAGUCUUCAGUCUCACAUGCGUACCCACACUACAAAAGGUUUUUUCUCGUGUGAAAUUUGCCAUGAAAGGUUUUCUUUAAUUGCCGGCCUCAAAGAUCACAUGCAGACCCACGGUACUAAAAAACAACACCGUUGCAAGUUGUGUGAAUCAAUGUUUUCCUUCCGUGGGGACCUAAAAAAACACAUGCGAAGGCACACUUCAAAAAACCAGUUUGAUUGUAGUUCUUGUAAAGCUAGUUUUUCAAGGAAAAGUGUACUUCAGAAACACAUAACAGCAAUGCAUUCGUGUGAGAGGCCCAAUGUGUGUCAUCUCUGUAACACCACAUUUCCCCGUAAAGUAUCGCUUAAAAUUCACUUGCGCAUCGCCCAUGCUAUUGGAGCACCGUUCCAUUGCAACGUUUGCAAAGCCCAGUUUUUCAAAAGAGCCGACCUCUGGGCACACUCCACUUCCCAUCCUGAUGAGAAACCCGUGCCUUGCGCGGUUUGCAAAGCCAGGUUCGCUACGGAGAACCAUCUGAAAUCCCACAUGCGUUUUCAUUCCGCCAGAAACAAGCAGUACGAAUGUUCAGAUUGUGGUGCAGUGUUUUCAUCGCGAGAUACCAUCAUAGUUCACUUGCGUAUCCACUCUGGUGAGAAACCAUUCAGCUGUGAUGUUUGUGGGAUGAGUUUUGCCCGGAAAGAAAUCUUUAAAAAACACUUCUUGAUCCAUUGUGAUGAUAAAGAUUUCUCAUUGCCAAAGGGCAAAAUGAAAUGGAAGUAUACAAAGAGUGUUAUUAACACUUGGAACUGCAGAUAUUGUAAAGCCACUUUUGCUCAUAAAAAUGAAUUUAAGGUACAUACGCUUGUCCAUAAUGAUAAAAAACCAUUCUCAUGUUCAGUUUGUGGGGCAAAGUUUAUUGGAAUAAAUUAUCUGGAUUCUCAUAUGCAAUCUCAUUCUAAUGAAAAACCAUACCAUUGUAGAAUUUGUAAAGCCAGGUUUGGCUACACCAGCAGCCUUAAACAACACAUGCUGAUUCAUCUAGGCAUAAAACCUUACAAGUGUACCAUCUGUGGGUCCUCUUUUUCUAGAAAGGGUACUCUUUAUUCUCAUAUGUAUAUUCACGUUGCAAAGAAAUCUGAAAACAAUUUUGCAGAAAAAUAAAAAUUUGUGUUGCAAGACUCCAAAAAUUAAUGUAAUACUCAUAGCUAUAUAUAUAAUCUUAUAAUUUUAUCUAAUUGUUUUGCAAAACGUUUUCCAAAUUAUAUUUUAAACUAUAUCCAAACCUCACUUCUAUGGAUUCUAUCAGCUCACCAAAAUAUGUCUCUGUACUGCCAAUCUGUAUACAAACAGACAGAAAACGAAGGGGGGGAAAUUCAUAAAAAACAGUUGAUUCUGAUACUUUGGUUUGUGAAUAAUCUUAUGGUGAGAAAUUUAUGUUUGUUGUUUAAUAUGUACUUCUAAAUAUUGAGUUUUUCUAAUUAAGGUGGUUACAUGAUUACAAACACGAGGUAUUACUCCUAUCAAGUAAAGUAUAAUUAGAAAAAUACCUAUUUGUAAAUUUGUCCAAGGGUGACUGGGACAGGCCAAUGUCAACGAAGAAAUGAAUUGAUGCCAGGUCAUUUAUGCCAAGACUCAAGUUGUAGCAAUAGAAGUCAUGAUAUGCUGUCAGAAUUGCAGAUAUAAAUACAGAAUAGUGAUUAAAAUAAUGAAAAUAGGUGUGAAAAUAAUAAAGAGAACAGAAAAUUAUACAGGACAUUAACAUACUUAUUAUGUUAAUCUUCUCCACAGUAUUAUUAUAUGUACUUCUUGAUAUUCAGAUGAUAAGGUUUUAAUUGGUAGGUAGAUGUCUUCACAGUAAAACUAUAUCCCAUCAUUGUGAUAAAUGUUUAAAGACAGGUUACAAUGCAAAAUUUUCGAUUACAUCAUCUCCAGACAGCAGAUAUUGAACACUUAGUGCAAGACCUGAUAAUAGCAUUUAUUUUUUUCCUUUUAAUCUAAGUCAUACAGUAGAUCCUUUAUUGACACUUGUUUAACUGACAUUUGUUAUAACAGACUCCUUUGUUGCCUCUUAAUUUGGUCAAUUGACGCCAAAGUCGUUACUGCAGACAUCUCCGUGUUACAACUUACGAACAGACAGGGUUGGUACUUCUCGAGUGGCUUGUACAUACACACAGCCAAGCUUGCUCGCUAGUCACACGUGAAUGAUUCUUGCAUGUUUGCAUCAUGGAUAUCAGUCUGCAUCCCGCGACAGUGAAAGAAAGGAAGGUAGGACGUGACACAAAUAUUUACGACGGCCGACUCACCCUUCACCAGCCCAUAAAGAACAAGUGUAUCUGUGCAGGUUAUUCAGUGAUGUGCCGAACAGCGACACACACGACCCAUUCUAUUCCAAACAGUCUUGUAGCCAGUCAUUAGUUCUUUAUUGUACAGGCACAGUGUGUUCAUUUAAAUAAAUUAUUACAGGUCAUUGCGUUCAGUGAAAUAUUAUGUAUAAGUUUAAUUCUAUGUAGUUUAUUGUGUGUCAGAUUUAGGCUUAAAUUAGAUGAUGUACGAUAAUGUCUACGCAACAGGCUAGUUCUGCCGACAAGCUGUGAAAUUAAGUGGUGAAGUGAUAUGAGUUGGGCCAGCGAUGUUCAGAUAUUGCACAUGCGCGUGACUUGCCAUAACCCCCUGUUGACACCAUCUGCAAGAAUGUUGGCAUUAUUAAAUUCACUACAAAAAUAUGUCAUCGGUGUGUGCUACCAAAGUGACUCAUUCACGUAGCUCGCUAGUGGAAGUGAUGUAGAAAAUGCUUCUGCAAUGUUGUGUGUCAAUGUUUUGCCUGCCAUGAAUUUUUGGGACUGACUUGUAGAACUCUUAACAAAAGUCGCACAAUUGUUUGUGCUGGAUUCUUCCGUAGUGUGGUAGUAAUUUCAUAUAGUAAUGUACAUAGUACAAACUCGCCAUAUGGAUAAAACAAGAAUUAGUAAAUCUGCCUGUAGUUACAGGAAGAAGAAAGUUUUGCCAACCUGCCCCUCCUUAGAGGGAAACAAUCACUUGUCACAUGCACUCUCUCACUUCAUGUUGUUCUUUCUCUUACCCCGCUCCUGACAUCAUCACCGGAAUAUAGUAAAUUUUUGCAAAAAUAGAUUACCAAUCAUGCAACAAAACAGGGUUUAUACAUAAUAUAGUUGCCAACUUUAUCUUGUUUAUUAUUUCCUUUAAUGCACCAUUUUCGAGCAAAGAUGCAAAAUGAAGCAUUUGUAGGUCUAGGAACAUAACCCAGGGCAUUAACAUUGUUCAUUUUGGGGAAACAAGAUUUAAUUGACGAAUGUUUGACAGAAACGUAACUUGUCCGUUAAUCAAGGACUUAAUUGUACAUUAAAUUUUCACUUUGUAAGUUUUUAUCAUCUUUUUGGUAUGUGAGUUCUCCAGCAAACAUUAUUGCCCGGAACCCCGCACUGGCCCUUUUCAUUUUUAUGUUCAUUGUUUUCUGGUUUCCUGUGCAAAAUAUGGACCUUAAUUAGAAAGUGAAGAGUCAACAUUGUUAUUAGCAUCAUGUAAUUUUAAAUUGCUGGUCAAUGCCUUUUGAUUUCAAUUGAGUUUUCAUCAUAUUGUAUUAAACAAAACUUUCAAAGAUUUUACUGCCUCUUAUAAGAACACAAUUUCUCCCCAAUUUAAUUGUUAGCUACCAAAGUAUAUUUUAUCAGAAAAAAAAAUCAACAUUUCUUAGAAUAAAUUAGGAAAAUCAUUAUUUCAAUUUACGUUACAUGUUGGCAUACGUUUAUUACUUUUCAAAUUUCCCAGUGAAAGACCUCCGAAGGCCCCCAUCUUUCAUUUCUUUGGGCCUGUGCUUCAGGAAAAACAAUGCAUUUACAGACCGUCUCUCUUGCCCAGCUGUACUCACCGGCUCGCUCGCACUUGCUGAGUAAACACUGGGUGCAGUGAUGAUUAUUCAGAUUGGAAUUUGUGAAAAUUUCCCUGUCAUAAAUUCUACUCUGAAACUAUGAAUAAAAACUACAAUGAAAUCUUGUUACAAUGAGGUUACUAGAAACCUGCAUCUUUUUAUGUGCACUUAAUUAGCUUUAAAAUAAAUUGAGCAUGUAAAUUUCUGUUUUUCUGUACUGUCAAUGAAUUGAACUAAUUGAUUUAUUGGAA